This is a messenger RNA of Neospora caninum, 2448 nucleotides long. RefSeq lists its product as hypothetical. The coding region runs from base 1 to 2448 and encodes 815 amino acids. The transcript has 3 exons. Lineage: Eukaryota; Apicomplexa; Conoidasida; Eucoccidiorida; Sarcocystidae. The record is from RefSeq and is a predicted model, not a curated record.
AUGAACUCAGAGCCCGAGACGCCAAAGAAACUGUCGAAUGGGGCGCCGGGGAAGCCCAGCCGCAAAGGGGGGAGAAGCACCGGCCGCCUGCGCGACAGAAGGCGGCCAGAGGCGCACAGAGCGAAGCAGCCGAUGACAAAAGCGCAGACGGAGGAGACAGCGAGCGCGCGGACAGCAGGACGAGAAGGAGACAGUGUCGCAGCAAAAGAGGACAGACGAACAGAGCUGGAAAGCUCGAAGGUGACGGAAUCGAAAGAAGUGGAAAGAGAGGCCGAGGGAGGAAGAGAGAGAGAGGGCGGAGCUCGAAUUAAUUCUCAAACGUCCUCGAGAGCGACACGGCAAGGGAAGCAGCGGGAGGAAGGUACGAAGAGAGGUGCGCGCAGUCGACAAACGAAUGGGGGAUCGACUGUGUCUCUGGGGCUUUAUUUUGCGGCGGCAGGCCUGACGCCGGAGAAGCCGUCGGGCAAGAAGUCGCGGAACCCGAGGAGACGCGGGCUGCAUGACAACCCCUCUAUCUCUGUGUCACGGGCCCCGCGCAGUCUCUCGCCUUCUGCCUUUCCAACUCUUCGGCCUGUGGACGAAGCCGAUGCUUCUCGAGAGGACUCAGCCGUCUGCCUGCACGCGCCGUCGGGGACAGAAACGGAGAGACGCGUGCGAGGAGGCGACGUCGACAGGCAUGAAGGAAACGCCUCAGAACAGCCGGCGGACGCCGCACGAGACAAUGGUGCAGCAGGAAGAGGUGCCGAAGAGGCAGCUGGUGAAACAGGUGGCGCGUCCUCGCGAGGGAAGGGAACAGGCGCGGGGGGACGCGAGGCGGGCGGAGUUGGAGCGAGGGAAGGGAGACAUCGCCUUGCGAGAAAGCGCGCGUGGAACGCAGACGCGCCACGGGGAGGCGGUGGACCCAGACCCGCUCAAACCCGGCUUGGGUCCGGGUUUUCUGGAAACCAGUCCGGCGGUUCGCAAGAACUGGAGAAGGGCUGGAACGGGAAUUCGCGAACGCGGGCGCAGGGGCGGCGCCCUAGCCGUGGGUGCCCCGAGUGUCCAUACACCCAAGAGACCCGCGAGGAGGCGUUUCGGCGCGACUUGCGCCUCAUCCGACACCAAUUUUACUCCGCGGCGAGGCGGGAGCAAGCGAAGGCGUGUUCCGUUUCGCAUGCGAGCGAGGCAGAGGGUGCCUCGACUUUCCGAGAAGAGAAAGAGCAGGGAACGCGCCUGGCGCCGGCCCUGGAUCCGCGGCGGCUGAAGUAUCGCGGGCGGCGCAUCCAAGGUGCGGAGCGGCGGUCUGAGGUGAAGGCAAAGAUGCUGGUUGAGCGGCAACUGAGGCAGGAGCUGUUCGGCGACCCGGGGAGUCGAACGCCCGUUGUCGACCGUGACGCAGCUCUGCGGAGAGAGACGGAGAACGACGAUGGCAAAGUCGAGGGCGGCGAAGCCGAGGGCGAAGCUGGAACCGAAGGAAACGAACUUCGGGAGAGAGAACGAACGAACGAGGCAGCACGGCGCGGAGUCCCUGGGGCGGCAGAGGCGGCCAUGCAGGCAAAGCCACGAGGCGAAGAAGCUGAGACAGAGGACGGAGACGAAGGCGAGCGGUUGCAAGGCAACGCGGCGGGAAGCGAAGGGAGGCGAGGAUCACGAGCAUCGAAGAGUGACGCAGAAAAAGACUGCGAAGCGGGAGCCGAGAGGCAGCCGGAGAGAGGAGAGACCGCCAGCCCACCUGAAGCCACCGCACGCACGGAGAGGGACUCGGGAGGCAAGAGAGAGGACGGCGAGAACAGAGGGCCUCGAGGAAGAAACGAGGACGCAGAAAGGCUUCGCGAGCAGUUGAGGCUGAGUGAAGAUGUCCGACGGUACGAACUGUGCAAGCAAUUGACGUCACUGAAGAAGCGCGCGAGUGCGCGUCUCCUCUCUUCCGUCUCUCCCGCCUGCUGGCCUCUUCCUGCUUCCUCUUCUCCGCCGUCGCCUGACGGCUACCACUCGCCUGCUUUGGGAUCCGCCUUCGGCACACGCGAAGAAUGCGACAACCGGAAAGCCCCAGCGGCAGCGCAGGGACCGGAAACGCGCUCACACCCGCCUGCCGCGGGGCCGAGAUUCGUUGCGCACUACGUCGACAUGGUGACAGGCGAGGACGACUGGGAGUCAGCGUUAAGCGAAUUUCUCGUCAGCCUUCAUCGUCUCCAAGUCCGUUUGUUAACAAAGGCCCCGCAGAAACAGGCAACUCAGCGUCGCUUCGUUCUGGGGCUGAAGGCUGCACUCGUCGCCCUGAGGGCCAAGAAGGGGACAGCGAGAGACGAAGACCCGGACGAAGAUCCAGCCGAGAGGAAAAAGCCGAAGCUGAUCAUCCUGGCGGCCAACUGCGAGCCGACAGUCUCAGCAGGCAAGCGAGAACCCGCGAACGACCUCUUUGAGAAACCAGAGAGCGAAAACAACGUUACGUCUGAAUGUUUGUGUUAA